AUGCUCUAUGACUUCCAUCAACAUGAGAAUUCCAAGAAGCCAAAUUCCGUCAAUGCGACAUAUCUCCUUACCGGCGUCCUGGAGAAGCAGAAUAGCUUAAAGGACCAGGGACAAUUCAAGGACGGUGAGGAUGAGAUCAUGCAAAGUAGCCCGUUCAUGAGUAGUCAGGCUGUUCCGGACGAUGAAAGCAGUGAGGAGGAAAUCCAGGAGACUUCGGUCUUACUAGUAAGAGAAGAUGAAUUACAAGACGCGAAAGACAAGUACAGAACGAUAUACUCGAUAUUCAUGUACAGCGUGCAGCCAGCAUCUCCGCCUGACUUGCAUGCUGUGGCCGACAUAACGGCUCUUAUAUCUACGCAGGAUCCGUUACAGUAUGGGCUUAUGUAUGGGAUGAUACAGAAUAAGAAUGUAAAGCGACGAACUGGGCCUGUACCAGCACCAGCUCUGGUUUCUGCAAAACCCAAGGUUCCGAAACAAGCUGUCGUAAAACAAGAAGAGAAGUCACAAGAGGAACCAAAAGCAGAGACGAAGAGGGAAAUUGGAUCACGGCCUGCUUCUCGUCAAUCGUCAGGGUCUCAGACCACCGCCAAAGUCUCGCAAAGACCGGCGCCAUCGAAAAAUGCGAGUUCAGAUCUGUUCAAAGCUUUUGCAAAGGCCAAGCCUAAAAUUAAGAAAGCAGAACCGGCUACUGCGCCUGGAGUUGAAUCAGGUGAACCUAGCGGUGUUGAAGAUGUUGUCAUGGACGAUGACUCUGAAGAAGAACGAGAGGAUCUUUUCCUAGAUACUGGGGAGCGGACUACCAACAAAACCCGAGAGUCACGAAAAGAGCGAGAAGAGAAGCUUAGGAAAAUGAUGGAUGAUGACGAUGACGACGAAAUGCCAGACGUACAGGAAGACGUGCAAGAAGAAUCGCCUUCUGCUUCAGGAGAAACAAGCCAGGCAGACAAGGAAAAGCCAGAGCCAGCAGAAAACUCGUCUGAAUCGGCGCCUGUGAGGAGCACCGGCCGACGGAGAGGGAAACGUCGAGUAAUGAAGAAGAAAACUUUCAAGGAUGACAAAGGGUAUCUGGUUACGAAAGAAGAGCCUGUGUGGGAGUCUUUCUCGGAAGAUGAGCCAGAGCCCCCGAAGAAAAGGCCCUUCCCAGCGCCGUCAGGUGGAAAGGCUGCAAAGGGAGGGCAGAAAUCCAGCCAGGGAAGCAUCAUGUCGUUUUUCGGCAGGAAAUAA
Messenger RNA from Uncinocarpus reesii 1704, 1224 nucleotides. RefSeq lists its product as uncharacterized. The record is from RefSeq and is a predicted model, not a curated record. NCBI's taxonomy places the organism in Eukaryota, Fungi, Ascomycota, Eurotiomycetes, Onygenales, Onygenaceae. The transcript has 6 exons. Gene Ontology annotation, molecular function: DNA-directed DNA polymerase activity. Gene Ontology annotation, cellular component: nucleus; delta DNA polymerase complex. Bases 1 to 1224 code for a protein of 407 amino acids. Gene Ontology annotation, biological process: DNA synthesis involved in UV-damage excision repair; DNA replication; DNA strand elongation involved in DNA replication.